AUGCAAUUAAAAAUGGUUGCUGAAUUUUGUGACAAUGACACUGAUAUUUUAAAUUUUCUUUUACUAAAAUUAUCCAGGCUGGAUCCUGACAUUGGUUCCACUUAUAACUUUCCAAUAUCAAAUAAAGAUAGUGAAUGUUUUAUUUUUGAAGAUUUUAUAAUGCGCUGUCUUAAUUCUGUUGAUCCAAGUUUUUUUGACAAUAAACUUCUAUAUGAUGCCAGUAGGUUCUAUUUAAAAGAUCUAAAAUCCAUUCCUAAGGAUCAACAAAUAGAAAUUCAUACACAUAAAUUUUUACAAAUUUGGGCACAUGUUACAGAAUAUUAUGAAGAUAAAUUAAAAAGAGAUUUAACAAAGAUGGCUGAUUGUUGUAUAAAUGUAUCAAAACUUUUUGAUAACAAAGAUUACAAUGAAAUGGUUAAAGUACUUUUUAUAAUAUUAAAUUUAGCUGUUCAAAGUUCAAGUAAUUUUUCUUUUCUAACCAAAGAUAUACCACUUAGUCAUGAGGAUGUAUUUCAAAAAUGGCUUCAAUGUCUCUUUGCAAUGCCUAAAUUUGAAAAUUUACAGGAAGAUGGAAAUGAUCAAAUGAAUGGUAAUACCUUUAAAGUUAAACCAAUUGAUUUGGAAUCUGAUACUCAAAGAAUAAAAAGACAUUACAAUUAUAUUGAGAAACAAUGUUAUAGCUUGUCAAAAAGUAAUAUGGAACUUGAAAAUAAAUUUAAAGAAUUGUAUGCUAUUAAAGAUGAGAAUAAAAAGUUAAGUGAAAUGAAUUCUGAUCUUACUCGUCAAUGUGAUUGGGAAAAAAGGAAAAGGAUAGAAGCUGAAAAAAAUUAUAAAGCUAUUAUUGAUGAGUCUGAGGAUGAUUCACAAAAAAUUAAAAAACUUGAGAAUGAGGUUAAAUUACUACAAGGAAAGGUUAUGGAAAAAGAUGUUGAGUUGGAAAAUUAUAAAAAUACCAUUGCUGAUUUACGUUUUGAAAUUUGCCAUUAUAAAAAAAUUUGUGAUGAAAGUAUAACUGAUGGUGCUGUUAAUUCAAGUAAUUUAAAUGAUAGUAAAACUCAAUUAUCAGGAGGUGAGAGACUUUCUGAUAGUGUCUUGAAAGGUGUAUCAUCAUUAUUAGCUAAUAAAGAAAAUGAACAACCACAUUCAUCUAUGAUAAAUGCAUUUCAAUCACCAACAACAAUCAGGCAAAAAGAUGCUAUAAAUUUUAUAACAAAUGUAACGGAGGAACAAUCAAAAUUGGAAGAUGAUUUACAAAGAUCUAACAGUAGAAUUAAUGAAUAUGAAAUAAGAGUAGGAAAUUUGAAACGUGAUUUAGCAUUAAGAGAUAAAGAAAUGGCUCGGUCACAAGAUUUAAUUGUAAAUCUUGAGAAACAAUUAGAAGAGAUAACAUUAGAAAAGGAUAGAUUAGUUAAUGGAAAAAAUCAACUAGAAGAGGAACACAAAAAGUGCGAAGAUAUUAAAAUAAAAUUAGAAAAGGAGAAGAAUAAAUUAUGUAAAAAAUUAGAGAAAGCUCUACAUGAAAAAGAACAAAUACCUACAAAAUUAAAUGAAUUAAAUGAAACAUUAAAUGAAAUAGCAACAAAAGUUAAGAGUGAAAGUAUAAUAUAUGAGGAACCUGAUGCUUCAACAGGAAGACUUGUAACGCAAAAUAAUUUUAUCUUGAAAACUUUAAUUACCAUUCUAUUCAUUCUCAUAUUCUUCCCGAUUACUCUUGUAUAUACGUGCAGAUUAUAUAACUUGCCAUUGUUUGAAGUAUUCACAUCUGGAGCAUACUUCUCUUCUUCUAGAUUUAGAUAA
Molecule: messenger RNA, 1797 nt
Organism: Strongyloides ratti
Lineage: Eukaryota; Metazoa; Nematoda; Chromadorea; Rhabditida; Strongyloididae
Exons: 2
Coding region: 1-1797 (598 amino acids)
Source: RefSeq, a predicted model, not a curated record